AUGUUCGCCAGAUCCGCUCUCGUCUUCGUCUUCUUCGCCCUCUGCGGCCUCGUCGCGGCGUUCCCUCCUGCCUGUGUCAUCGGAGCAGUCAACACCCAGAAUGUUCCUGGCGACUUUGAUACGGUCUGCGGUUCCGCCAGCAACACUGUCCAGAAGCAGAUUGUCAAGUUCUGCAAGGAAGAUGUCGACUCUGGCCUGAAGACCUUCAAGACGAUCUGCUCCGAUGCUGGACAUGAUAUCAAGCUCAUUGAUACCAACACCUCGUCCUCUUCUGAGUCUUCUACUUCCUCUCCAACUGCCUCCAGCACCGGCUCCAAGACCACUUCCGGCUCCACCCCAACCUCGACCUCCGGUUCUGGCUCUGCUCCUUCCAGCACGCACAACGCUGGGUCCUUCAACAAGGCUGACUCGGUGUUCGUAGCUCUGGUCGUUGCUAUCGUUGGAGCUAUUGCCCUUUAA
Molecule: messenger RNA, 459 nt
Organism: Arthroderma uncinatum
Lineage: Eukaryota; Fungi; Ascomycota; Eurotiomycetes; Onygenales; Arthrodermataceae
Exons: 3
Coding region: 1-459 (152 amino acids)
Source: RefSeq, a predicted model, not a curated record